Molecule: messenger RNA, 1582 nt
Organism: Parasteatoda tepidariorum (common house spider)
Lineage: Eukaryota; Metazoa; Arthropoda; Arachnida; Araneae; Theridiidae
Biological process (GO): amino acid transmembrane transport
Cellular component (GO): vacuolar membrane
Molecular function (GO): L-amino acid transmembrane transporter activity
Source: RefSeq, a predicted model, not a curated record
CUCAUUUUAUAACUUCAUAUCUAAGAGAUGUUCUUUUUACUAAAAAUAUUCGAAAAGAGUGUUUGUUGAUUUCUAGUGCUUAACAUACAAAAACAUUUCCUAAUUUAUACACAAAAAGUAUAUGCAAGCAAAAAAAAAUUAAAAAAUAAUGAAUUUGCUUGUCUGUUAAUAACAGAAAAAAAUUUACUUGAGUCAUUUUAAUAUUUUUUAGAAGCUAUACAUUUUUCAGGAAUCGAAAAAAAAUUUAUGAUGACCUCUGAAAAAAUUAAAGAAGUGAUUGCGUUAGAAAAAGUUGAUAAAGAUAUUUCAUCUGAGAAAGGAUAUUCAUUAUGGACAGCAGCGGUUUUCAUGAUUUCAUUUAAUGCUGGUCUUGGACUUCUGGCCUUGCCACAUGCUUUAGCGGGAACAGGAUGGUUUGGCAUCGUAUUGAUAGCAUUGGCGAGUUUAAAUAGUUGCUACAGUUCCAUAAUACUGGGUGAAACAUGGCUCAUCAUGGAAAGGCAAUGGGAAGAAUACAGAGGAAAAUUCCGUUAUCCAUAUCCAGCCAUUGGAAUGAGGGCCGCUGGAGCCUGGAUGAGAUAUGUAGUUACCGGAACUUUGCACACAACUGCUGUCGGAGUUUCGGUUGUGUAUCUUCUUGUAUCGGCACAAGUUGGUCAGUCUAUGUGUGAAGAAUAUUUCUCCUUGGGAUACAAAACCUGGAUAAUUAUUUUGGGGACCAUUUUGUGUCCUCUCACUUGGUUUGGGAGCAUUGAGAAAUUUAAAUUUGCCGGCUUGGGGGCUAUGCUGUCUAUACUCGCCGCUUGCUUGGCCAUGAUUGUAGGUAUCGUGUUGGAUCUUUUAAAGACAGAAACCGUGAACUGGGAGCCACCAACAAUUUCCUCGAUAUCGAUGUCAUUUGGAACCAUGCUGUUCGCCUUUGGAGGAAUAUUUUUCUAUGUCACAGUGCAAAAUGAUAUGAGGUGCAAGCAACAAUUUAAUAAAGCUUCAAUUGUCAGCUUCAUCACGCUCCUCAUCUUGUAUAUACCUGUCACUGUGACUGGAUACAUGGUAUAUGGAUCGGAUGUGGCUCCGAAUUUGAUCUUUUCUCUGAGUAAAGGAAGCCUCAGAACCUUCAUCGAAGUAUGUUUGGCCAUCCACACUUUCUUGGCCAUUCUUCUAGGAAUUAAUCCAGUCGUACAGGAGAUCGAAGAGGCUCUUAAUGUGCCUUCAGUUUUCAACUACAAACGAUGUUUGAUUCGCACUUUCAUUAUAUUCCUCGUUGUGACUAUAGGAUAUACAAUACCACACUUUGACAAAAUGAUGAAUCUAGUUGGUGGAUCUACAACAACUUUGCUAACAUUUAUCUUUCCUUCUCUAUUCUAUUAUUUGAUUAAAAAGAAUGUUAGCUUUAUUGAAAAAAUAUUUCUGCUGCAGAUCGUUCUUGUUGGUAUGGCUGGUGGAAUUUCAUGUACCUUCUUUGCUGUGUUGGAUAUAAUACAAACUUUUUAAGAAGAUUUAGGAAUAUUUUAGCAGCACAAAUCGUAUUUAUGGCAUCAUGUUAUGGAUGAAUUUAAAUAAAGUGCCGUUUUUAUCAUUGUUA